Messenger RNA from Corylus avellana, 1282 nucleotides. Its product is annotated as U-box domain-containing protein 28. Gene Ontology annotation, biological process: protein ubiquitination. NCBI's taxonomy places the organism in Eukaryota, Viridiplantae, Streptophyta, Magnoliopsida, Fagales, Betulaceae. Gene Ontology annotation, molecular function: ubiquitin protein ligase activity. The record is from RefSeq and is a predicted model, not a curated record.
AGCGGAAUUGUACAGAAAAUGGGUAGGGAGGAAUUGCACAUAACCAUACCGAGCCUUUUCAGAUGCCCAAUCUCGAUGGAGGUGAUGAAAUCCCCUGUAAGCCUGUCCACGGGCGUAACCUACGACCGCUCCAACAUCCAGCACUGGCUCGAAUCCGGGCAUGACACGUGUCCCGCUACCAUGCAGGUCCUUCCCUCCAAGCACCUCGUCCCCAACCUCACUCUCCACCGCCUCAUUCACCUCUGGCUUCAUCAUCACCACUCCUCUCCGAGAUCUCCGUCGUCUUCUUCGCCGCGAACCUCGUCUCAGCAAGUGCGGAUUCUCAUCGAUAGGAUCGAGGACGAGAACAACGAGGCCGAUCCCCGUGAUCGUCUGACGAAAAUUUUGAAUUUCGCGAGGGCUAGCGAGGAGAACCGGAGGUUUUUGGCUGAUUUCGAUCACUUUGUGGAGGGAAUCAUUGGUGUUCUUUCCAAAAGUGCGGAGAUGGAGGUUCUGGAACUGGUUAUUACGGUUUUGGAUCAGAUUAUGUACCAAAAUGGAGUUAAAGAACGAGUUUGCAGCUCGAUUUUCAGGAGCAAUUACCAAAAUUGCUUCUCUAAGAUCUGUUUGGUAUUGCGAAAUGGAAGUUUAAUCUCGAAGAUCGAGUCGGCCAGGAUUUUGGAAUCGCUUUCCCUCGACGCCGAAUCCAAGCGCAGAAUCGCAGAGAAAGAAGAACUACUGUCCCUGCUGCUCCAUCUCUUAAGUUCCGAGAACGAUCCCGACCUACACGACGCAGUAUUGUCGUGUUUAAUUGCCGUCGCAGUGACUCGCACAGUCAAAGCCCGACUCGUCCGGUUCGGACUCGUUCGAGUUCUCGCAGAAAGGCUAUUAAACCCUAACACCAAGCCUUCCACCGCAGGAAAGUCUAUGAAUCUGUUAGCGAUGGUUUCGACGUGCGCGGAGGGGCGUUGCGCUAUAAGCGAGGAGAAGUGCGCAGCGGCUGUGGUAGAGAGGCUGAUGAAGCCUGGGACGGAGGACGCGGUGGCGGUGCUGUGGGGCAUGUGUUGCGUGCAUGGGGAUAGGAAGGUGAUGGACGUGGUGGUGAAGAGCAACGGAAUGACGAAGAUUUUGCUGGUGAUGCAGAGUGAGUGUGAGGGGCACGUGAGGAGGAUGUGCGCGGAGUUGGUCAAGGCUUUGAGGGUUGGGUGCAAAUCUGGUGAGGCUGCGUUCGGGUUGGGGAGGUAUGAGACCAAGACUACUCAUAUCAUGCCCUGUUAGAUUCGAUCUGCAAAUGUAUUGAAUU